This is a messenger RNA of Orycteropus afer afer, 1401 nucleotides long. RefSeq names its product NSE4 homolog A, SMC5-SMC6 complex component (gene NSMCE4A). Gene Ontology annotation, cellular component: nucleus; Smc5-Smc6 complex. The record is from RefSeq and is a predicted model, not a curated record. NCBI's taxonomy places the organism in Eukaryota, Metazoa, Chordata, Mammalia, Tubulidentata, Orycteropodidae. Gene Ontology annotation, biological process: DNA repair.
GUUUCAGUUUCUGGCGCGAACUUCCGCCGUUCCGAAGUUGCACGAAGCAUUGGCGCUAUGUCUGGGGACAGCAGCGGCCGCCGGUCGGAGGGCCGGGGCCGCGGCCGAGGCCGAGGCCGAGACGCGCACCGAGACCGCACCCGCUCUCGCUCCCGCUCGCGGUCGCCGCUGUCGCCGAGGGCCAGCCGCGGCGCUGCGUCCGAGCGCAGGGAGGCCUCGGAGCGCCCGAGCCUGGACGAGGCGGAGCCAAACGACUCCGGGGACGAAGGCGUGGACCCGGCGACCCUGGAGGUGGAGACCGACCACGGCCUGUGCCGCCAGAUUCGCCACCAGUACAGGGCGCUCAUCAACUCCGUCCAACAAAACCGGGAGGAUAUACUGAAUGCUGGUGACAAAUUAACAGAGGUCCUUGAAGAGGCGAAUGUUCUGUUUAAUGAAGUGUCCCGAGCGAGAGAGGCUGUCUUGGAUGCCCAGUUUCUUGUUUUGGCCUCAGAUUUGGGAAGAGAGAAAGCAAAGCAGCUGCGCUCAGACCUGAGCUCAUUUGACAUGUUACGAUAUGUCGAGACGCUGCUGACACAUAUGGGUGUAAAUCCGCUAGAAGCUGAAGAACUCAUCCGUGAUGAAGAUAGUUCUGAUUUUGAAUUGAUAGUCUAUGACUCCUGGAAAAUAUCAGGCAAAACAGCAGAAAACACCUUUAAUAAAACCCAUACAUUCCACUUUCUGUUGGGUUCAAUACAAGGAGAGCUCCCUGCGCCAAAGCCCCGAGUUGAUCGUCCAAAAAAAGUUCGUGUGACGGAAGAGCAGAGGGCCAUGCCUGCCCAGUUAAAAAGAAUGGAAGAAUCGCAUCAGGAAGCGACUGAAAAGGAAGUGGAGAGGAUCCUGGGGUUGUUGCAGACGUAUUUUCAGGAAGAUCCUGAUACACCUAUAUCCUUCUUUGACUUUGUGAUCGAUCCAAAUUCUUUUCCCCGUACAGUGGAAAACAUCUUCCAUGUCUCCUUCAUUGUAAGGGAUGGCUUUGCAAGAAUAAAACUUGACCAGGAUCGACUGCCAAUAAUAGAGCCUGUUACCAUUAAUGAAGAAAAUGAAGGACUUGAUCAUAACACACAAAUUAGGAAGCAAGGAAUUAUCGCCCUGAGUUACCAGGACUGGGAGGAGAUUGUGAGGACCUUCGAGAUCUCAGAGCCUGUGAUUGCUUCAAGUCAGAGCCAGCAGAGGCCGAGUGCUUGACGCCUGCCCAGGGACUAAAAUGGAUAGUGAAAUGCAGACGACAAAGCAGCAUGUAUUGUAUAUAUUGUAUGACUGAAAGUUUUUACAGAUAGUUUUAGUAAAAUGUAGCUUUUGAUAGUUAAUGAAUAUGCCAUGGUCUUCUUUGAUUAAAGGACAUUCACUGCCAUGUUCACA